AUGGCUCCUCAUCGGGUCCUGUUGCGAGGCAAUGGCUUCUACGAUGUUCUUGUGCGCGGUAUUGAUGAUGGGCUAUAUGGGGUCGAAGACCUUGCCGAUGACUUUCAGAACAUUCGUCUAGGUGACAGUCGGGCUACACGCCGCCGCCUCCCAGUUGUGAAUCUCGACCUUGAUCACGAUCAUCUCACCGAUCUACUUCAAGAUGUUUUGCCUGAAGAUCGCUCACGAUUCUAUAACUACAUGAGCAAGAGACUCAUUGGAUUGGAAUGCAUUUCUGCUAUUCAUAAAGACGACCGCGAUAUCCGUUGCCACCGUUGGCAUGGCCGCAACUCUGGGCAAGAUAAAGAUGGACUAUAUGAGGUCGAAGAGCUUGUAGAUGGCCUUGAGAGCGCGUGUCUAUUCCUCAACAAGGAGGCUACACGCAGCCUCCACGUGGUGGAUCUCCUCAAAGUUGAUCACGAUUAUCUCACUGCCCUACUUCAGGAUGCUUUACCCGAUGAUCACACGCACGUCUAUAACUAUAUGAGCAAGAGACCUCUUGGCUUAGGUUGCAUUGGCUAUGAAUACGGAUCAUUGGCAUGGCCGCAACUCUGGGCAGCAUAUGCCAUCUCAACUUGGCAAGACUCCAUUGACGCAUUUACCGAACAAUUAAUUCAUAAAUGGGAGUGGCUGAGUGCCCAUGAUAAUAGACAGGAGAGAAGACUCCCUUGCCUUGCUCUCGAGCACGGAGUGAGCAUCCUCGAGAGCCUCCACACCGGCAUCACUGGCUUUAUUGGCCAGUGGAAUGCCGACUCGACUGGGCUGGUGACGCUGCUUAUUGUCCUCGUCACGUACCGUAUCGCCUCGUCGCGCGAGCCCGACGUGCACCCUCUGCUGCUUGCUAGACAGGCCGGCGCUUCUGCCGUGCGCAACGAGAGCGAGAGCACCGCCUACAGAUGCCCGGCUGCUCCCCACAGCAGGCCGUUGAACAGCGGACUUGACGUCAAGGAUCCUGGUGCUUCUCGAUGGUCAAGGGGACGAGAUGGAGAUAUUCGAAACAGGGGUUAG
Trichoderma virens Gv29-8 is the source of this 1047-nucleotide messenger RNA. RefSeq lists its product as uncharacterized. The coding region runs from base 1 to 1047 and encodes 348 amino acids. The transcript has 4 exons. Lineage: Eukaryota; Fungi; Ascomycota; Sordariomycetes; Hypocreales; Hypocreaceae. The record is from RefSeq and is a predicted model, not a curated record.